Molecule: messenger RNA, 1843 nt
Organism: Suillus bovinus
Lineage: Eukaryota; Fungi; Basidiomycota; Agaricomycetes; Boletales; Suillaceae
Exons: 6
Coding region: 442-1623 (393 amino acids)
Cellular component (GO): nucleus
Source: RefSeq, a predicted model, not a curated record
GGCAUGAAAUGCUGAUUUGGAGGGUCUUUGCACGAACUAUGUGCGGCAGGCAAAGCUCUCCUCUGAAGACGGCUGCUUGGAAGGAUUUUUUGUCAGUACGUGGACCACAUAUAUGGGGAGGGCUUCGCCAACCUGAAUAUUCGCCAGUAUAAGCCAAGCUGCCAAACUGUGACUUCGAGGGUGUCCUUAUUUAUUUCGCAAUUUUGUCUGAUUAUACGUGUUUUUCCUGCUGAUGCUCACUUGCUAAGACGUGACGUUGUGAGAUAUCGAGGCUCAGGUAGCGAGAGAUGUGCGAGACAGAGAGCAGAAAUUUAAGGCUUGUCAAUGGAUCUCUAGAGAGUCUUAGUCUACGAGUCAUGUGACACCUAUGUUAUUGGUAGUUUCGAUGUAAAAGUCUACCAAGACACUACAAUUCGCCAGUAAUUUACCUUUCCUCGGAUCAUGGCGCCAACUAACAAAGCCAGAGCAGCAGGUGUUAGCGCGAGUUCAUUCUUCGACCUAAAAGCCGAAAUCGCAAAAAAAGAAGAUGAAUUUACUCGCGCCAAAGCUGCAGGAGGCAGUAAAUACACGGUGGGAGGGGUCAAAAGACCCGACAAGAAACCGACUGUAUGGAGUCGCUCCAAUAAAGGUGUCCAAAAUCGCGCGCAGCGCGAUAUAGAACUAGAAGAAGUCAGUAAGGUGACUAUCGAGUCUGGGCGGGCCGUGUUGGAGAGGAAGGCGAAAAUCUACGAGAAACUGCGGAAGGGGAAAUCUGGUGGCCUUACUGAGAAGCAGUACGAGGCUUUGCUCGUCGAUUUCGAUUCUCGAGGACCUGGUGAUCAGUUUGAGUCGGACAGUGAUGAUAUGGAUGAAUCAUUGACGGUCCCUCAACAGCCUCAAGACGAUGAUGACCCAAUCAUCGAGUACGAAGAUGAAUUUGGACGACAACGAACAGGACGGAAGUCCGAAGUCCCUCGGCACUUACUUCCGCGUUCUGAGGACACAGAACCAAUACCGGACGAAGACAAGGACGUCAUUUAUAAUCCUGUCAAUUACUUCCCAGUAUUCGAACCUUCCGCGGAGCGCGUCCAAGCAGUUCAAGACGCUUACUCAGAAGACAAUAAUCCACUGUCUUCUCACUACGAUGCUUCAAAGGAGGUCCGUGCUAAAGGUGCUGGGUUCUAUCAAUUCUCUGCAGACGAGGAGACGAGGAGACAAGAAAUGGAAGAACUGCGGUCAGCGAGGGUGGAAACUGAGAAGACAAGACAAGAUGCUGGAGCAGUGGAUCUUAAACCGGGAGAGGUGGAGGGUAUGCGCGACAAUAUCGCCACCGCAGGCGCAUCGAGGAGCAGGGCGAUGGAGAAGCGGAAGAGGGACAUCGAGGAAAGACGAAAGAUAUUAGAUGCGAAGCGGAGGAAGGUCAAAGGUGACGAAACUCCCGCAGAGCCCGAUACUCCAGAAGCUGUGACGUUAGAGGCGCAGAACACAUCCGGACUGUCUGCGGCGCUGGAAAGGCAGACAAAUGACACUCCAUACCGACACAAGGGCAAAGGCAAGCAGAAAGGGACUAACGACUCGAUACCAAAGACAGAGGCAGACGACUUCUUGGCCCAGUUAGAGCGGGAUAUAUUAGGAGGUCGUUAGUUGCCGCUUAUCGCUUUGACUUUCGCGACAAUAUAAGGUUAUCGUAGACAUCCAGAUUACUCCAGGACAUGACCAGGACCAACAUGCCAGCCACUUACGCCACUCUUAUGGAGGAAGGUGCUACUACCAAGUGAAGCUUUGGAUCACCCACAACGCAAAGUUCGUUGGAAAUAAGACUCUCGCGCUCAUGACGUUCGAUUGAUGUACGUACUUUUGUGCA